AUGUAUCUAAAUAGCGGAAUAUCGGAAAGUUUGUUUAACAUUUCACAAUUGUAAAAAUAACUUCGGGGAUAAAGACAGAUACGACAACACCUGUUCUUGUAAGACGCAAUCACGUCGAGCACGUCGCCACUUUCGUACUCUCCGUUAGUUUCUGUUUCUCGGAGCGGUAAUCACCGACUGUCUUGUUUCCCAUGGCGACAAACGGAAAAGUCCUCAAAAAGGUCGAAAAUGUGGGCUUUAUAGGCGCGGGAAACAUGGCUCAGUGCAUCAUAAAAGGCAUCAAGAGCGCAGGUAUAGCGGCCAAGAACAUUUGGGUUAGCGCUCCAUCCAUGAAGAACCUGGAGACACUAAAGGAGGAAGGAUACAACACAACGCAGCGAAAUGGAGAGGUGACCAAGAAGUGCAGCAUAGUGUUCCUGUGCGUAAAACCACACCUGAUGGACGUCGUGGGUGCCGAGAUACAGCCGCAGCUGACAACGAACCACCUUGUCAUCAGCGUCGCAGCUGCUGUCAAGAUUUCUCACCUAGUCGCUAUGCUUCGCGUGCCAUGUCGAGUGGUCCGGUGCAUGCCCAACACCUGUGUGACAGUGGGUGCAGGUGUGUGCGCCAUCAGCCGCGGCCCUGGUGUAGAUGCGGAUGAUAUUGCACUGGUCAUCAGUUUGCUGGGCAGCAUUGGUCUCUGCGAGGAGGUCUCGGAAAGCAUCAUGGAUGCCGUCUGUGGACUGAGCGGUUCAGGGCCGGCCUAUGUGUGCCUGGCUAUCCAGGGAAUGGCAGAUGGAGCAGUCAAGAUGGGCAUGCCGAGGCAGCUAGCGCUCAGAUUUGCUGCACAGACCAUCAUGGGUGCUGGCAAGAUGGCCCUAGACAGCGGCUACCACCCGGAGGAGCUCAAGGACAACGUCUGCUCACCGGGGGGAACCACGGCCUACGGGCUGUCGGCCCUCGAGAGCCGCUGUGUGCGUGCUGCCUUCGCCGAAGCCGUCGAGGCCGCCACACGCCGUGCUCAGGAGCUGGGGCACAAGGUCGAAAGCAAGGGCACUGCCUCAAACUGACUCCAUUUGGAUUCGCUUUUGGGUGCAGCGUCAACAAGUUCCUCUUCAAGCAUGCCCAAGGCCACCGCAAAGAUUUUACUACCGUUUCAGCCAAUUGCACCGAGCUAUCUCCUUUUGCAGUUCGAAAAUACUGGCUAUAGCGCAGUACCUGCUGGACAUUUAACCUGCACCAUGAUGCACUGUGAAAUACUCAUUUAACCUGCGCCUGGAUACAAUGUGAAAUAUUAACGGCCUGCACACAUCUCGUUGAACUGGAAAGUUAGGGGUAGAAACUGAUGAAAGCGUUUACUUCACAAUUGUGAUUACAGGGUUUGCACAGUGUUCAGUCCUCUUUUAAUGUAUUCGUUCCUAAAUGUAUAGCACAGAUGACGAAUAAAGGCGUGUAGAUUCAUUGAUGCACAGAUUGUCACGCAAAGGAGGGGAACCAGGCAAUUCAAGAAGUGCACACAUUUUUUUUUUCGAAGUUUUUACGCUUGCUGAAGGACAGACUAAGAAGUUAUACGUGCGGAAUACGUGCCAAAACAAACUUACUGCACAGACCUGCCCAUGUCUGUACUUUAGGCUGGUUAUCAACUACGCAACCUGUAGUAGCCCAUGCUUCCCAAUGUAGGCAGAGUGCAAGACCAAAAACACGGAAACAGCAAAUGAGUCUACAGUGUGUGUGCUGCGGUUAUGGACAGUUGCAAAAGAGUUGCAUUAGAGUGUGUAUGUAAGUACCUACGUGGUAAAACUUCAUCCUGCUAAUAUGACUCCCAAGUUUCUGCAUGGGCCAAAAUCAAUGUCACAGUAUAUUGCAUCUGUUAGGUAAAUUUUUCUGUUUGUAGGUUAUUAAAGCAAGGUCAGAACUAAGUGUAGCCCAUCUUUCCAAAGUUUUAGGUUAGCGGGGAAAUGUGCCGAGGAAAAUGUCCCCCUGAGUUCCACUCUCGCCAUCAGUCAUGCCAAUCAAUCACUGUAGUUGUGUUCGUGGUCAAAAAGAGAAGGCACACAAUCUUGAGAUGAAAGAACAUCAUUCACCAUUGGUGCUGCUAUGUUACUACAAUCACCAUUUACACAGUACUCAAGCAGAUAAGGAUGUUUUAAAAAUGUUGCAUUACAGAUACAGUAAAUCCAAUUGUGUUAACUUGAGCCAGGAAAUCAGAUGGUGCACAUCAUUGGUCAAUUGUUAUGAUGCGUUUAGAUCUACCCGAGCAUGUGCCUCGGUAUUUGUCACCAACUUUAAUGCACUCAUAUACUCUUUGUCAAGUGCAACAAAUGUACAUCGUAAUUUGCUUUGAUGCAGUGCUUAACAUUUCGUCACAGGAUAUUGAAAAAGGUAUAUUGCAAGUUUAAACUAUAGCACUGAGUGCAUACUGCGAGGUUUUUUUGAUGCGCAUGACUGUUUGGCAAAGCAUUCUGCAGAGUAUACCAGCCUUGUUUCAACAUUGCAGUACAAUGUAUUUGUGCCGUUUUGUGUGUUGUAUAGUAAAAAAUGAAAAAAAAUCGCAAUCGAUUUCUUCCUGUUGUCUACUUAAAAAGGAAGCUUUAGCACUGAGCCGAUUCCGAUUUCCCUAUUCAAAUACGUGUAAAAUACAGAAAUACUAACCGAUUUGAGUGAAAGUUGCUGCAGUUGAGAAAAUGGUGAAGUCUCGUGAAUCUAGGAAGCGGAAUUUUGAGUUAGGGGCUAAAAUUUUUCUUGAAAACUUCUGAAAGUUUCCGAAAACUUGCAGCACGUUUACAAUUCCACAACUCUUCGUCAUAAACAGAUAUUGCAGUUCUGUAAAUGGCAUCUGUUAGAGCAUCUAAAGCGAACAAAUUUUAUAUAUGAAUUUACGACCUUGUGAAAUGGUUACAAUGUUAAUGGGGGACUUGCGAAAAUCCUCUCACAUUGGUCGUAUAGUAUUUCAGUGCAACAUAUAUUCACUUUUGUUCACUUUAGAUGCAUUAUGCGCAGUUAACAGAAUUGUGAUAAAGUUUUUCAUUGCCGAGUUACACAGUUGUAGACUUGACGGUUGAGCGUUCUGAAAUUUUGCAAGUUGAAGUAUUUUUUUCUUCAAAAGAUUGACGGCAUAAGUCUGCUUGCCACAGUCGCUAGAUUUCAACAUUUUCUUUCAUAUGCAACAAACCUCAUCAAAUUCGGUGCAGUGGUUGCCGAGAAAAACUAUUUCUCCAUUUCCAUGUAUUUAGAUAGGAACUCCCGAGCUAAAGAUUCCUCUUAACAGUGCCCUUAUUCGCAGACACAGGUACCACUCUCCAGAUUUUCUUUCCCUGUCAUGCUGCACUGGAGAAGCAGGCUGUACAGAGUUCCAAUAUGGUUGACAGAAAUCUCUGACCACACGGUCAAUGAUACCAUGGCAGCGUCUUGUAACCACCGCAUGUUUGACAAGAUUAGAUUUCAAAGUGCAUUAAAGACUUGGUUUGGUUGAAACUUU
Molecule: messenger RNA, 3457 nt
Organism: Dermacentor andersoni
Lineage: Eukaryota; Metazoa; Arthropoda; Arachnida; Ixodida; Ixodidae
Product: pyrroline-5-carboxylate reductase 3-like
Biological process (GO): L-proline biosynthetic process
Molecular function (GO): pyrroline-5-carboxylate reductase activity
Source: RefSeq, a predicted model, not a curated record